UAUCAAAAAAUAAAUAUCUAAACGUACGUGAUUUACAUAUGAUUUUAGACCCAUGUUUUAGACGAACAAUUACAAGUUGUCAGUGAUAAAAUGUUAGUUAAAACAUUCUUUAUCUUGGCUUUUCUAAUAACUCAUGGAACGAGUGGAUUAACUCAACCCGGAUGGAUUCAGUUUCAACAAUUAUUCUGGAAAACUCUUGACAGUGAGUUUUCGUCCGAGCUAAUCCAUGCUUGGAUAGAGCUGCUAGCAAGCUGGCUGAUGGAUCAAAACUGUAAACUAGCAAACCAGGCUAAACAACUAGCAAGUGCAGAGGAAUUUGGAAGUUCUCAAGAGUAUGCCGAAGCCAUGUUUAUCUCUCUAUAUGGUGACCCUGAGGAAGAAGAACAGAGAAUAGUUCGGAGAGAGUCCAAAGAAAAGAGCAAAGUUGGAUUGCUUGGAGUCAUCUGGGAGUUUAUACAGAUGGAGUACUUUUUGUACUUCUACAGAUAUAAGGAUGGUUUGCGUAAAAAGCGUAAUGUUUCUGCUUCAGUUGCUGGUCUCAUUUCAACAACAGACUUCCAACUUGCUCAGUCAAUUCAUAUUGAUACCAAAGGUAAUGAGGAUACCAUAGGCUAUGAUGAUGUUCUAGCCGAUGAGGAGGAGCCACGCUAUGAUGCAUAUUUAGCGGAUAUUGCAUAUUUUUUCCCAGUUAUAGAUUUCACCUUUCCCUUUGAUGGAUCCUUCCACUUCCUGCAGACACAGUAUAGUGUUUAUGAUCUGUGGUACCGCCACGCCAACACAACCAACCAGCAGGCAGAACCGGUUCAAGCCCCGCCACCUGUUAAUGACAACAAUACCAAUAGAAGAAGACGACCCUUUUAUGUCUGAUCUCAAUUUAUUAAA
Molecule: messenger RNA, 882 nt
Organism: Eurytemora carolleeae
Lineage: Eukaryota; Metazoa; Arthropoda; Copepoda; Calanoida; Temoridae
Exons: 7
Coding region: 91-867 (258 amino acids)
Source: RefSeq, a predicted model, not a curated record